Puccinia graminis f. sp. tritici CRL 75-36-700-3 is the source of this 303-nucleotide messenger RNA. RefSeq lists its product as uncharacterized. Bases 1 to 303 code for a protein of 100 amino acids. NCBI's taxonomy places the organism in Eukaryota, Fungi, Basidiomycota, Pucciniomycetes, Pucciniales, Pucciniaceae. The transcript has a single exon. The record is from RefSeq and is a predicted model, not a curated record.
AUGUCGACUGAAGUUAUCCGCGAAACCAAAGUUCUCUUAACUCCUCUCAAUUAUGCCCUCUGGUUGUUGCCGAUGGAGGCAAGACUCUUUAGACUGAAACUUCUCAACACCGUCGAAAGUGAAGUUGAACCAGACGAAAAAGAAAAAGAAUCUUGGAUGAAACUCAACAACGAUGCGUAUCCCGAAAUCAUUGCCUACAUCGGUCAAGAAGUCCUCGGAUUCGUCAGCUCUGCUUUGCCUGUAACGCCUCGCUGCAACGGACGGGGUCAUCUGGAAACUUCUAAAAUCUCAAUAUGCCGGUGA